AUGGCCGCCGUGUCGCCUCCCCACUCGCCGCCUCCGGCUCGCUCCUCCCCUUCUUCCCCCGGCUCGCCGUACCAACACCUCGCCGACGCCGACCACUGCUUCCUCCCCUCGUCUCAGCACUCGACCUCGCCCGUCCUCCCGAGCCGCACCCGCAGCGGCUCGCGCACCUACGACGAGGCCCAGGCCGACGACCGCCAGCACCUCGCCAGACGCCGCACCCGCAGCCGCGAGCGCGCCGCCGCCGAGGACGCCCUCGUCGGCCGCAAGUCGUCGAGUGAACACGCCGCCCCCGGCGCGUACGAGCACGCGGGCGACGAGAUGAGCGCGCACGAGCUCCGGGCAGAGAUGGAGACGCUCAUGCUGUUGCGGCGACGCUCAAUGAGCCAGCCCGUCGCCGACCCGGACCUCCCGCCGACAGCUCCGCCCACCUCUGCGCCGCCCAUCAAGCGCCCCAACCUUACGCUCGCCAUCCCGACCAUCAACGAGCACCCCGGCGGCGGGCCUGUAUCGCCCACCGCGCCGUCCCCUGCCGAGACGGGCACCCUCGUGCGCCGCCGCUCGACCGUCGGCGGCCGCCUCCCGUCUGAGCACCCUCUUCCCUCACCUCCCCCUGUCCCCUCGCCAGCCCUCCAGUUCCCUCACUCGUCCUUCUCGUCACCCUCGUCAUCCUCGGCCGAGUCGGACGAGCUCUCGUCGUCGCCCGCGAGCUUCUGGCUCCCAGCCUCGCUUCACCCGGAGCUCGCGCCCGCCGAGUUCAAGGCCUUCAUCCGCGAGCAGACGCGCCCCGAGGCGCUCGCGCGCCGCACGUCGCUCUCGGCCGGCGGCGGCGGGCCUGGCUCGGGCGCGGCGGGCGCCAACCACGGCGGCGUCGGUCCCGGCGGCGCGCCGACCGGUCGCCCGACCCGGCGCGCGAGCCUCCUCCGCGGCGAGUACAAGCCGCGCGCCAACGACGGCGUCGGCGACGAGCGCCGCGAGCAGCCGCCGCCUGUGCCCCGCAUCGACGAGGAGCACCUCGUCAAGCGCACGACGAGCGACGGCGCGGCGGCCAAGCAGCGCCGCAGCCGCAACACGCUCAACUUUGAGGAGCUCACGAUCAAGGACCUGCAGCGCCUCGAGGAGCUCGCCGCCAAGGCCGAGGCCGAGGGCAACACCGAGGGCGAGGAGGAGGAGGGCGAGCGCCUCGGGCGCGUGUUGCGCAGGAGCCUGAGCCUCAACCCUCACCGCGUCGCCGCAGCAGCAGCAGCAGCCGGCACCUCUUUCGGCGGCGGGACGCUCGCCUCGACGGCCGAGGAGCCGGCCGGCACCGACGCCGAGGGCAGCGAGCCGAGCCUCGACAGCCACGACGGCGCCAGCGUCGACGACGAGGAGGCGCCCAUCAUCGUGUUUGCGCCCGGCCAGAUCCUGCGCCGCAACGCGCGCACCAAGAUCCGCAAGACGAGCAUCGGCGGCACCGAGACGACCAUCGGCUUCUCGGGCGGGAGCCGGUACGGCUCGGGGCGGCGCAAGGGCGGCAGGUCGUCGACCGGCGACACGAGCGUCGAGACGGGCGAGAGCGGCGGCACAGGCGGCGGCGGCGAGGGCCCGUUGACGGCGUCGAGCGAGGGGGGCGAGGCGGGCGAGGCGGGCGACAGCGCGUCGCCGCCUAGCUCGGACCAGCAGCACAUCGAGGUCGCGACGCUGCCCGUCGACGACGGGCCGCACGUCGUCGUGCAGCAGCAGCACCCGCCGGCGCUCCCGCCAAAGUCGGAGCAGGCGCCGCUCCCGACCGUCGUCGUCGACCGCCCGACCGUCGACGCUUCUCUGCCGCCACCCGUACCUGCACCUCGUCCCCCCUAUCCGUCCGUCGACACCCCUGCGCCCGUCGUCCCUCCUCCCGGCGGCGCUGUCGAGCCGACCUCGCCGACCUCGCCCACCCGCAACGCGAUCUCGCCAGCCUCGGCCGAGUACGACUGGGCGACGCACCAUCAGCCUGCACCGCCACCACCCCCACCGCCGGCGCCAGAACCGCAGUACACGGUCCAUCCGCAGCACCUCCCUCGCCAGCCGUUCGGCGAGGUCCCGCCGCCGCAAGCCGUCCCGAUCCCGCUCCCUCAGCAGCGCAAGGAGCCGCCCGCGCCCUCGCCUCCUCCGCCUGCACCGGCUCCCGCCCCGGCGCGCUCGCAGUCGCCCAAGCCGGCGCCCAAGGAGAAGAAGAGCGGCUGGGCCCGGCUCGGACUCGGGCGCGACGACGACAAAAAGCGCAAGGGCAAGGGCCGCGAUCGCUCGGACGAUGGCGCGAGUACGACGAGCGCGUCGUCGCACGGGAGCGGCGGCGGCGGCGACAAGGAGUCGAGCGGCGGCGGCGGUGGGAGCGGGUUCCUGAGCGGCAUCUUCGGCCGCAGCAAGCGCGGCGGCAGCGCCGAGCACGAGCCUCCCGCUCCUCCUCGUGCGCCCUCGCCGCCUCCUGAACCGCGCAUCCCGCCACCGCCGCCGACGGCGUCGGGCGUGCUCCUGCCCAACGGGCGGUACGCCAACUUUUACCGGCUCCCGAUCCACGUCGAGCGCGCCGUGUACCGCCUCAGCCAUAUCAAGCUCGCCAACCCGAGGCGGCCGCUGUACGAGCAGGUGCUCAUCUCGAACCUCAUGUUCUGGUACCUCGGCUUGAUCCAGAAGCCUGUCGCACCUCCUCCCGCCGUGGCGCCCGUCCCCAUCCCGGGCUUGCCCUCGCCCUCCCCAAACCCGUCCCCUUCCCUCCCCAACGGCCUGCCCGCCUCGCCCUCUCCUCACGACGCCUCGCCCGCGUCGUCGUCUGCCGCGCCGUCGGCACCUGUCGCCGUCGGCCCGCCGCCGUCGUCGCCGUCGCAGCCGCACAAGCGCGGCGGGCUGAGCAAGCCGUCGCGCGCCGCAGCCGGUGCACGCCCGGCGGCCGAGAUGCCGAUGCGCACCGUCAGCUACGAGGUGCAGAACCAGCAGCUGCUCGUCGAGGAGCAGCGCGAGCGGUACCACCAGCAGCACCAGCAGCUCGGCCAGGGUCCGCCGCCGGGCCAGGGCCAGGGCCAGUACUCGGCGCCGCCGUCGUCGCAGCAGCAGGGCUACGCCGCACCCGGGUCGAGCGGCGGUGGCUCCUCGUCGCGCUCGUCGCCGUCGCGCUCGCUCUUUGCGCCGCCGCUGAGCUCGACGAGCGCGGCGACCGGGCCCGAUCCCGCUCAGCAGCAGCGCUCGCCGGAGCGAGCCUCGGCGCCGGCGGCCCUGUACGCCGGCGGCGCAGCAGACGACGACGACGAUCGGCCACUUGCGCUAGCGCAGCACGCUCAGCAGCAGCCGCAGCCGUACUCGACGCGCGAGUCGUUCCCGCCGACCCGCGGCGCCGUCCAGGUCCCUCCCGCGUCGUCGUCGGCGCGCCCGGGCUUCGAGGUGACGUCUCGCCGCGUCUCGGGCGGGUCGAUCACGAGCGCCGAGCACGCCUACGGCGGCGGGUACGACGACGGCGGCGUGAUCGCGCACCACGACCCGGCGCUCCUCGCGUCGUCGUCGGCGGCCAAGCACGAGCGCCGCGCGUCGGCCAUGUCGGACCGCAGCUUUGACGCGGGCGAGAUCUACGACGCGUACGCGCCGGGCAGCCCGGGGCUCGUCAGCGGUCCGGGCGCGAGCUCGCUGUUCGGGCCGCCGCCGUCGUCGUCGUCGGGCGCGCCGGCUGUCGCGCUCGAGACGCCGCCAGGGGCGGUCCUCGGGGCGGUGGCGCCGAGGGGCUCGAGCCUGAGGGCGUUGUCGCGGUGA
Molecule: messenger RNA, 3756 nt
Organism: Rhodotorula graminis WP1
Lineage: Eukaryota; Fungi; Basidiomycota; Microbotryomycetes; Sporidiobolales; Sporidiobolaceae
Exons: 4
Coding region: 1-3756 (1251 amino acids)
Biological process (GO): positive regulation of G2/M transition of mitotic cell cycle; establishment of cell polarity
Cellular component (GO): cytoplasm; cell septum
Source: RefSeq, a predicted model, not a curated record